Molecule: messenger RNA, 1103 nt
Organism: Otolemur garnettii (small-eared galago)
Lineage: Eukaryota; Metazoa; Chordata; Mammalia; Primates; Galagidae
Gene: PABIR1
Product: family with sequence similarity 122A
Exons: 1
Coding region: 28-1017 (329 amino acids)
Biological process (GO): mitotic G2/M transition checkpoint
Cellular component (GO): cytoplasm; nucleus
Molecular function (GO): protein serine/threonine phosphatase inhibitor activity
Source: RefSeq, a predicted model, not a curated record
GCAGGCGCCUGCGCGAAGGGACGUCGCAUGCGCAGAGAGGUGAGCUGGCUGACAGAUUCUUGGUGGUGGUGGUGGCGGCGGCGGCCCUGGGCUGCGGGGAAUGGGAGUCCUAGGGCUCUGACUGAGCACCGCCCCCGCCUCCCUGUCCGCGACAUGGCUCAGGAGAAGAUGGAGCUGGAUCUGGAGCUGCCUCCGGGUACGGGCGGGAGCCCGGCGGAGGGCGGCGGCACUGCCGGCGGCGGGGGCCUCAGGAGGUCUAACAGCGCCCCCCUGAUCCACGGCCUCAGUGACACUUCGCCGGUGUUCCAGGCCGAGGCGCCGAGCGCCAGGAGGAACAGCACAACGUUCCCCAGCCGCCACGGCCUGCUGCUACCGGCCUCCCCUGUCCGCAUGCACAGCAGCCGCCUGCACCAGAUCAAGCAGGAGGAGGGAAUGGACUUGAUCAACCGAGAGACGGUCCAUGAGCGGGAGGUGCAGACCGCAAUGCAGAUAAGCCACUCCUGGGAGGAAAGUUUCAGCCUGAGUGACAACGAUGUGGAGAAAUCCGCCUCCCCGAAGCGCAUCGAUUUCAUUCCUGUGUCACCAGCACCGUCACCCACUCGGGGAAUCGGGAAGCAGUGCUUUUCACCAUCCUUGCAAAGUUUUGUGAGUAGCAAUGGAUUGCCUCCAAGCCCUAUUCCCAGCCCAACGACCCGAUUUACUACUCGGAGAAGCCAGAGUCCCAUCAAUUGCAUUAGACCAAGUGUUCUUGGACCAUUGAAAAGAAAAUGUGAAAUGGAAACUGAGUAUCAGCCAAAGAGAUUUUUCCAAGGCAUCACCAACAUGCUGUCUUCUGACGUUGCACAGCUGUCAGAUCCCGGUGUGUGUGUAUCUUCAGACACCCUUGAUGGAAACAGCAGCAGUGCCGGAUCUUCUUGUAACUCACCAGCGAAAGUCAGCACUACCACCGACUCUCCUGUGUCACCUGCCCAAGCGGCCUCUCCAUUUAUCCCACUUGAUGAACUAUCAUCUAAGUGAUUCACGCAUCCUGAGACUGUUUUGUGUUGUGUUUUUUCUUCUUUUUUUUUUUUUGCAAUGGAGAGAGAGAGUAAUCAAGUUGGAGC